UUAUGUAAAUUUGCGAAUAUUUCGCCACAGUGCUGUUGUGCGUGAGCUAAUACAGCAGCAUGAUUGCAGCAUGCAAUCAAUAUACUUUCACAAACGGGUUGUUUCAUCGAAAAGGUACAGAUGGUACGUUGCAGUUUAAGGUCAGAGUCAACCGGUAAGGGAAUUCUGCCCAGCCGAGAAAUGUCAACCAGCUUCGCGAGAACCGUAAUCUCAGAAUGCUGGCGUUUUCAGCGGCUUCUGGAUCGGGCUGCACUGGUUGGCCUUCGAUGUAUUUCGGCUGUUCUUUGCAAAAGUAAAGCGAAAACGGUUUAUCGUCGGCUCUGGGAGAACGUCACACCUGAGUAAUUCUGUUUCGAUCACAGAGAAGCGUAAGAAGAUACCCAUCCGCUCGGUGCAAUGAAAACACAUGGAAAAUAAAUGUAUUACUGACUUUACUAUUACGGAAGGUCAUCCGUAGAUGGAGUUUUGAUAUAAAUAUAGAAUUCGCUUAUUGGGAUGGUAUCAUUCUUCAGUGUCCUGCUCUAGUAUAAACAGCUACAGAAACCUACAAAAAUGGCCUUUAAGAUCACUGUCCUGUUUGCCUGCCUGGCCUACGCCAGCGCUGGAUAUCUGGAACCAGCCACAACUUACCAAGCUGCCCCACUGGCCUAUAGUUCGCACCAAGCCUCAGCUCUGUCUUACGGAAACAGUGCUCCAAUUGCCCAACAUACCUAUGCCGCUCCGAUCGCACAUCAGGCCUAUGCUGCACCCAUCCAGACUUAUGCCGCCCCAAUUGCCCAUCAAGCGUACGCUGCUCCAAUUGCCCGGACCUACGCCGCUGCUCCUGCUCUAUCUUACGCUCGUAGCUACGCUCCAGCUCUAUCCUACUCGUCAGCUCCGGCCGUAUCCUAUGCUCACAGCUACGCUCCAGCUCUGUCCUAUUCCGCACCGUUGACCUCUGCCAAGACCCUGGCCAUCGCGCAGCCAGCUCUGUCCUACUCUGCACCUCUGGCCACCACCAAGACCCUGGCCAUUGCCCAGCCAGCUGCCAUCGCUCACUCCGCUCCUGCUGCUCUGGCCUAUGCUCCGGCUCAUGCCACCAGCUACACCAGCUCCUUCAUGAAGUACAACAGCCCACUGAUCGCCUAUGCCUAUUAGAAGUGAUACAUUCAACUAACCCAAUGUGUUCCUGUUCCUGUUUGUCGAAGACCGCGCGAACUUCUCCAGUUCGCACCAUAGUUUAUGGAAAUAUUGUUGAAUAAAACCAUCUGCGAUGCAGAAACCAAACUCACCCAAAGUAACACAUUGUAUCACAAACCAUCAACAGCAACGCCUCAAGACGACGCUGUCCUCAUCCUCGACUCAAAAUCAAUUCACCGCCACACUUGACGUCAACAGUUCUCUAAAAACGACAAAUAAUCCUCCAAACGUUCCAUAAUUGCCACAACCUUACCGCACACGACGACGGACGA
Messenger RNA from Aedes albopictus (Asian tiger mosquito), 1451 nucleotides. Its product is annotated as cuticle protein 16.5-like. The record is from RefSeq and is a predicted model, not a curated record. The transcript has 2 exons. The coding region runs from base 553 to 1137 and encodes 194 amino acids. NCBI's taxonomy places the organism in Eukaryota, Metazoa, Arthropoda, Insecta, Diptera, Culicidae.